Messenger RNA from Paecilomyces variotii, 2135 nucleotides. RefSeq lists its product as hypothetical. Bases 148 to 1968 code for a protein of 606 amino acids. The record is from RefSeq and is a predicted model, not a curated record. The transcript has 2 exons. Lineage: Eukaryota; Fungi; Ascomycota; Eurotiomycetes; Eurotiales; Thermoascaceae.
ACGACUUUGAUGACCUUUCUCCUGUGAGUAUACGUCUGCAGACAACUUAAUGCUUGAACUUUGUCUAACUGUGAUAGUCGCACUUCUCCCGAUAUCAGAUCCGUCCAGCUUUUAGGAUCGUGGGAUAAUUUCUCUAAGCCUUAUGCCAUGGAACAUGAUAAACGAAUCGGCGCCGGACACUGGAGAGGCUGCCACACAUUUACCAAUAUUAUCUGCGAUGGUUCAAGGAGCAGUCCGUCUGCGGGACGAUCUGGUGGCCUGAAAAUGGGAGGAACAUACUGGUAUUAUUAUGUGUUGGACAACGACGAGGAGUUCUAUAAUGAGGCAGAGCCAGUGACAACUUCGUGUCCUUUCCUUCCCGGACAGCCAGUGAAUGUCCUCAACGUCCCCGUCAUCCUUCCCGACACGCAGACGAGACAUAAGCGAGACAGCAGUGUCAGUCCCUGGCUGUCAGAUCAACGAACAAUGAACCCCGAAGACAAGUACAUGAACCCCAGGACUCCUCCCAAGCCCGAGCUCCCUCGGCUGAGAACCUCCCCUCCGCUACCCCAAGGGGACUUGUCAAUAUGGUCUUCACUCCUCACAUUACCACUACAUGCCGUUGUCCACAGGAGCGCUUCCCAGCCGGCAAGCGUCUCUUCGACCCCCGACCUCUGCGCUUCGAAGGAACCGGCCAGGAAAGAAGCCCGGUCUGUGUCCCCUUCAAAAUCUAGAGGACUUAAAGAUGCAUUUCGAAACUGGACGCCGCAGCGAUCCGCGUCUCCUCAUGCUGAAGAGAGCAGGGGUCGCCCAGCGGCCAGGUGGGAGAAUAACCGACAUUGUGCUGACGAGCAGUGGCUUCUGGUUCCGGAAACUGGUUACUGUUCCUCUGAUUCUAACUCAAGGCAGGCCUCGCCUGCGAACAAAGGAGUUGAUUCCCCGGGAACACUUCACUUCCGGCGCCAUCACUUUGACACGAACGACGGUCAAGCUUCACUGUCUAUCCAGGAUCGUCGGUCUGCAAAAUUCAUUUCCAGAGAUUCAUCACCGUUUGGGAACCACUUGACAGUUAAUACGCCCAGAAAAUACGCCCCCCAUUGCGACUAUGUAGAGCUUGAAGAUACCUCCUACCGCUGUCAUUCUCCAUUCCCAGCUUCAAUUGGCAGAACACCUCGAGCAACGGACGAAACUCCUACCCCACGAGCAUAUAAUAAUGCCGACGAGAAAAGAUUGCCUACUCUGCCAAAUUCCCCCUCGUCGGUUAUGGACGAGGCCUUGCAUGCCCUCGAUUCAGAAAAUGCAACGCUGGACAUGGAUGUUUUGCAGAGCCAUUUCUCCGACUGGACCUCAGCGGACGAGUCUUGUGCUGAGGAUCUCCCCGUGAGCCGAUUCUCGGCAUGGAGCACGGAUGACGAAACCGAGAUGGUUUCCCCCGCAUCAAUGACGUCCUCAUCGACCUUCAACAAUGAUAAGCGUAAUUCACCGACUUUAAGUGGCGUCUCGAGCGGGCUGGGGGUGUCUAACAGCCGGAGCCACGCUUUGUUUCACGGGCCGGUGACCCCUACUUUAGAUGCAAUCCCCGAGUGUUCCACAACCACCACGAUCGUGGAUAGCUCUCCAGCUUUACCAUUCUCGUCAGGACUGCCGCCUCUUCUCAUCACUCCAGAUGAUCUGAGGAUAUCCGGGUUGUGUAUUUCUACCCCGAAAGAGCCCGAUUGCACACUUAAGCGACACGCCGGGAUCUUUGACAGCUUCGGGCCGAGGGAUGACAUCCCUCAAGCACCAGACAGCGCCUCAUCAGCGGGCACUAUAUUCCCAGAACAAAGAAACGACACCGAGAACUGCGGCAUGAAAACUGAUAAGGACGAUGACAGGUUAGGGCGAUUCAACGACUCUGCUCUAUCUCGCUCCUCCGUCAUGCAGGAAUUAAUGGAUGAACUGAGUUACUUAGGGGACGUGAUCCAGGUGGAGGCAGAUAAUGUUUGCUAGGCGUUGUGAUAACUGGAUGGCAUUUGCGCCGCGGAGCUAGCGUGUGUUUUUGUUUUCAUGUUUCAAUGUACCGAAAAGGCCGGGAGUUACAGUUAUGCCCAUGUACAGUAAUAAGAAUAGAAUAGAUAGCAUCUCGUUGCUCGACAUCAUGGAUCCAUCUAAUGAAC